Molecule: messenger RNA, 5829 nt
Organism: Tyto alba (common barn owl)
Lineage: Eukaryota; Metazoa; Chordata; Aves; Strigiformes; Tytonidae
Gene: CHAT
Product: choline O-acetyltransferase
Exons: 15
Coding region: 253-2154 (633 amino acids)
Biological process (GO): neuromuscular synaptic transmission; acetylcholine biosynthetic process
Cellular component (GO): cytoplasm; neuron projection
Molecular function (GO): choline O-acetyltransferase activity
Source: RefSeq, a predicted model, not a curated record
GGAGCCAGGCGGCGGCGGGGACGAACGGCGCUCCGCACGCCCCCGCCCAGAGGGGACCAGGCCGCGGAGGAGGCGGCGGUACCUUGGACAGAGCCGCGGCGCAGCGCGGAGCCCGCCCGGGAGCCGCCCCGGAGCGCCCCGACGAGCAGAACUGAGGCGUGAGGCUCCAUAAGUGCCCCCAAGUGGCUUCAAUUUCUGUCCUCAACAAAAGAUAUCAAAAGAAAUGCAGAAACGCCUGUCCUAGAAAAAAACAUGCAGAAGAAAGAGAAAGAUACAUGCAGUAAAGAUGAGACAACAGUGCCAAAACUUCCAGUCCCACCACUGCAACAGACCUUACGCAUGUACCUACAGUGCAUGAAACACUUGGUUCCAGAGGAGCAAUUUAGAAAGACCAAGGUCAUUGUGGAGCAGUUUGGAAUGGCAGGAGGCUUGGGGGAAUCUCUGCAGCAAAUCCUCAAGGAAAGAAGGGAAAAGACAACAAACUGGGUGUUUAACUACUGGCUGGAUGACAUGUACCUCAACAACCGGCUAGCUCUUCCAGUCAAUUCUAGCCCAGCAGUUAUCUUUGCUCGUCAGUAUUUCAAGGAUGUAAAUGACCAGCUGAGGUUUGCCGCCAAUCUCAUUUCAGGAGUGCAAGACUAUAAAGCUUUACUGGACAACCAUGCUUUACCUGUUGAUUUUGCUCAUGGACAGCUGUCUGGUCAUCCUCUCUGUAUGAAGCAAUACUAUGGACUCUUUUCUUCCUAUCGUCUUCCAGGACAUACCAAAGAUACCCUCGUGGCCCAGAAAAGCAGUGUAAUGCCAGAACCAGAACACAUCAUUGUUGCUUGUAACAAUCAGUUUUUUGUUUUGGAUGUUGUCAUUAAUUUCCGUCGUCUCAGUGAGGGAGAUCUUUUCACUCAGUUACGAAAGAUAGCCAAAAUGGCAGAGAAUGAAGAGGAAAUGCUGCCUCCCAUUGGCCUGCUGACAACAGAUGGAAGAACAGAGUGGGCAGAGGCCAGGACAAUCCUUAUGAAAGACUCUACUAACCGCGACUCUCUUGACAUGAUUGAACGGUGCAUAUGCCUGGUGUGCCUGGACAGCCCAAGCGGGGUGGAUCUCAAUGAUACAAACAUGGCAUUGCAGCUGCUGCAUGGGGGAGGCUACCAUAAAAACGGGGCCAAUCGGUGGUAUGACAAACCAAUGCAGUUUGUGGUAGGAAGAGAUGGCGUCUGUGGUACUGUGUGUGAGCAUUCCCCUUUCGAUGGCAUCAUACUGGUGCAGUGCACUGAACACUUGCUCAAGCACAUGAAAGAAAGCUCCAAGAAAUUAGUCCGAGCUGAUUCAGUGAGCGAGCUUCCUGCUCCACGGAGACUAAGAUGGAAAUGUUCCCCUGAAAUUCAAUCACGUUUGGCAUCAUCAGCAGAAAAACUCCAAAGGAUAGUAGAAAAUUUGGACUUUAUCGCCUACAAGUUUGAGAACUAUGGAAAGGAAUUUAUUAAGAAACAAAAGAUUAGCCCAGAUGCCUACAUUCAAGUAGCACUGCAGCUGGCAUUUUACAGAUGCCACAGGAGACUUGUCCCUACCUACGAAAGUGCUUCCAUACGCCGAUUUGAUGAGGGCAGAGUUGACAAUAUUAGGUCUGCUACCUCAGAAGCAUUUGCUUUUGUCAAGGCAAUGACUGAUAACAAGACAGCUCUAUCGGAUUCUGAGAAGAUGCAGAGAUUUAAGGAUGCAAUUGCAGCUCAGACUAAUUACACUAUUCUGGCUAUUACUGGAAUGGCAAUAGACAAUCAUCUGCUAGGGCUCAGAGAGGUGGCACGGGAACACUUGAAGGAACUGCCAGAGAUAUUUACAGAUGAGACAUAUUUGACAAGCAAUCGAUUCAUCCUCUCAACCAGCCAGGUUCCAACCACUAUGGAAAUGUUCUGCUGCUAUGGGCCUGUGGUGCCCAAUGGUUAUGGAACAUGUUAUAACCCUCAGCCAGAGCAUAUACUAUUCUGCAUCUCAAGCUUUAAAGACUGUAAAGAAACCUCCUCAGAUGCGUUUGCAAAAGCUGUGGAAGAAAGUCUCCUAGAAAUGAGAGAUCUGUGCAGCAGAUGCAAUUCUACUACGUCAAAACCUCUUGCUAAACAAGAAGCUGCCACACAGCUGCAGAGCGACCGCAAACUCUAAGAGGCUGUGGGAAUUAUUCUCCUGAAUCCACCUUGUGAAGAAACAAUGACAUAGUUGUUCAAAGGCAAGAUAGUACUAGUAAUAUAUUAGUGUAGAACCAAAAUGUCAUUUGUUUUACAUUGUUGCCAACAUUUAAAACUCUGUGUGUACUAAAUCUACCGUUGCCUGCUUGAGAAUCCGCAAAAAAGGUUUAGUCUCGCUGGCUGGAAUGAAGGAGGAAGUAAGACGAGUAUGUGUUGUACUAUCAUUUCUAACCACAAACAUGCUAUUUUAUCACCUAAGAAACUGAGUAAGUUUGUAGAUGACAUAAAUGAAAUACUAAAGGCACACCAGUUAAUUAAUAUUCCCUGCAAGUAGUUCUAAAAUAUUCACAUCUAUUUCUGCAAGAUUUGCAUGUAAUGGAAAAAAAAAAAAAAAAAAAAAGAGAUUUCCCCUAUUGGGAAACUUGAGAAUGACAUUAUAAAUAAUAGACUGAUGCCAUUAAAUCCUGAAAAUUUGCAUGAAGAGUAUUUAAUACCACCAUGCUACAUGGGAAAAACAGAUUAUUUUUAAGAGUAGUCACUGUAUAUUUCCACAAACAGUUUGGGAAGAUUACACUAGUGUUUGCAUGUUCCCCCAAUUCAAAAAUGCUGCAAAAAUAAUUUAGCCUUUAUUCUGGCUUGCACUGGCCUCAAGCACAGUCCCAUUCUAAAAGCAGCAUAUUGGAGAUAAGAUCCAUCACAGAGAACUGGGAGAAUUUUGUCCGUCAUGAAUUGACUUGUUUCUUUCUAUCAGUGAGCAAAAUCCAGUCUGACAGAGAGGUGAAACACAAAGCAUAAGUGCAAUCCAGUCCUACUUAAGACCUUUUUUGUUUGCACAGGAAUGAAUUUAGUCACUGUGACUAGCAGGAGAGUGUAUGCAACCAUACAAAAUCAAAGAGCAAUAAAUAACUAGGAUGAAGAGGCAAACUUGCAAUAUAAGGAAGUCUCCAAGCUAGAGCUAUAAAUACCAGUUUAAGAGUACUAAUAUUCAUAUCAGCUUUACAUCACCCCACUUCGGAGGGAUUUAUAUUUUAUAUAUUUUAAUAGUAGAUGUAGGACAUCAUAUUCUGCAAUAUACAGUAAAUUCAAUCAGGAAAGUAAUAUAGUAUCUGGUAAUCCCCAUGGUCUGUGAAUGUUAUCCUGAGGGGUUUCCAUUAUCUCUUUCAUUUCCUACAAACUGUUUCCAAGAACUGGCAUUUUCAGUUACUUUCUCUCAAGCUGAAAUAUGUUGCCUCGCUCAGAGGUGUUCAGUCAUCAUUGUCAGAACACAACUCACUCACUGACUGAAGACACUUACUUACUAACUCCAGUGCAGGUCCCUUGCUAGGUGAGCUGGAGCACACUCGAAGCCUGGCCAGGAACUGCUUGCUUACCCGUGGAGAAGUGGAGCUGUUUCUUCUUCCUUUGUAGACUGAACAAUCACAUGCUUAAGCACUUUCAAGCCUAAAAACAGAAUAGAUUUAUUACAAUAAACUAGAAGUGCAGCUACGUUUCUAAGAACUCUAGGUAUGGAUUCAGUAGAUUGCGUAUGUCCAUACUUAUUUUACUGCCUCUCUGGAGUUGCAUACAUACAAUUAAGCAGUCUGCUUGGUAAAGGCUACCCACAACCCCCUAUAUGAAAGCACAGUGGGCCUGAUAAUCAGUUGGAGCAAGUCAGCUAUGUUGGAACAAAUCAACUGGGAUGAUUUACAGUGAUUGAGAGGUGGGCUCAUUUUUUUUAAAGUUAAGGCAUUAAUUUAAAAAUAUGUUUUUUUCAUUACUCCAUGAGCUGUGGUUCAAACCAAAGAUGAAAUCUAUUUUUAGAUUAUAUAAAUAAUAUUUAUGGCAUAAAAGCUGCCCCAAAGUCAAAAUGUAAAAUAAAUUUUUUAAAAAAUCAAGAAAACUGUUAGUCAAACCAAAUGUUCACUUAAUGAAUAUACUAUUCAAAAUAUGACUUUAAAUUGUUCUUGUACUAUAAUUAUGAAAAUUACUUUGAAACAUUCCCAGUAAUUUUGCUUUGUUCUGUCUCUUGUCACUACAAAGGCAUUCUGCAUUUUUAACGUAAAAGAAGCACUACAAUCUCAAGAUUUUUUCAUAGAAUUGUAUGUUUAAAAUUAUAACCAUAUUUUAAGUGUAUAAAAAUGCUGUGAAUAGUUAUUUGAUUAUUUAUUAAUUUGCUUCUAAUGAAAUGUAUAGUUUUAUUUUGCUUUCCUAUUUCUAUAAGUACUGAUAUUUAUUUUCAAAUAUUACCAAUGUUUUUACUUCUUUGGCUGGAAUUUUAACAGUAGCUCAGACAAUACUCAACACACAGUCACUGAGAAUUUAAGCAGAAACUCCACCCACACCUGAAAUUUUAUACCAAUUUAUCAUUAAGAGCCCCUUACUUGUCUACAGCUGCCAUAACAGGUACUCUGGACUCUCCAACACUGGGAAAUACUGGUGGUGGAAAAUACUGACACUGUAUUUUUACUCGAGGAAGAAACCAGUGACCACCCAUACUUCCUAUUUAUUUAGCUAACCAUUCCAUACUUGUAGCUUAGAUAGUUACUGAUCUGGUUUUAGGAUUCAGCCCAAAUACUUGAAAUGAGCAGCUUCAAUGAACUCAGUCCCUCCAGAGGAAGUCAUUUGUGUAUAUGCUUAGCCAUUACCCAUGAUAAAAGUAGUAUCUGCAAAGUACCUGACUUUGUUCAAGAAAUUUCAGACUCAGUUCAGAUAUGUUCAAACCGGAGGGUCCUGAUUAAAUUAUAGAUGGAUAAAAUUCACAGCACAGGGCAUUACAAACUUCUCAGUUUGCCAGCAGGAGCUUUGUAAAGGGACUGCGCUGCUUCUCAGUUAACAGAAUUCGCUACACCUGUGGGGUAUGAUGCCAUGCUGCAGCUGCAUCUAUUAAGGAUUUUAGGGAGUAGGUAGUUUUCUUAGGUUCUUAUUUAAAAUUAUUUGUAUCAUACAAAUGAAGUUCUCUUCUGAAGUUUAAAUAUAUACAGUCUGUGUACAUGCACUUACGGAAAUCAAACGUGAAGCUUUUAAAAUGUUUCCAACCAGAAAACUAUGGAACAUUAUAAAAAGGGAGAAAAUCUUGAUUGACAAACUAAGCGUAACUACAUUAAUGUAACAAGUGGCAAUGAUUUAAUGAGACCUCUUGGUGGGACCAGGGACAUACAAACCCCCUGCAAGAGAAUUUUAAGAAGGUAAUUGUUUCACUCUCUCUGUAGGUGUGCACUCACGUACACACAGUACUGGGAUGUAGAAAUUAAAAAGCCAGUUUUUGUGAACUCCUAUAUUCACAGUGAGCAAAAGUUAAAGCAACUUGACUCCAAAACAGUGGUGUUUCCAGGGCGUAAGAACCUGACCUCGCUCCUCUGAGGGCUGUCAGAGCCCCUGUGCGAUCUGUAACCGAGCAGGACGCGGUUGCGACCACACAGCUGAACGGCUUCUGGCGUAGGAGUUGCAGAAGACAUGAAAAUAUUUUAGUGAUACUUUUAUUUUUAUAAAAUAGUAUAGAUUUAUGACAAGGGUAAAUGUGUAUUUAUACCACUUUCUGUUAUGUUUUGUGCUCUACUGAAAUAUAUUUAUCUGUCUAUAUUAAUAUAUACCACCUGAAGCGUACGCCGGUAACACGAAUUCAGCUUAAAGACGGAGCUCCGCACCGCAAAUAAAAACUACCAGAGGAAAAAAA